UCCCAGAACGAAGCGCGCGUUGUUCUGCCGCAUUUUAUGUCUUCUGAAAGUCAGAGGCUGAAGAGGGACCCGAAUUCAACUGAGGCUUUCUUUCAAACUGUGGAAACGUUGAAGAAGAAUUGAAGGAGGCAAAGAAAUAAAACCGGCAUUUAACAGCUUAAGGUCGCGCCCAUGCCGCAGCACCGUUUCCACUCCGCUUGAAGAGGAAUUCGGCGAUCAAAGGGAUGAACGAGGGUCGCUCCGCUACGACCCUCCUGAGAAGGUGCCGCCUCGCCCGCUCCAAGGCCGACGGCGUCGGCGCCGCCCUCCCCGGCGAAGCCGACGGCGAUGUCGCGCAGGCUGACAACGAAGGGAAAUUCUCGGCGGAGUUUUCAGACUUGUUCGAGAGUGCGGACGGCUCCCCGUCUCCUCAGGACCCGGGUCGGGAUUCGGCCCAGGAGCCGGUCCGGCCCGGGCAGCCCGCGGAUGGGAGACAAAACCUGCGGAUGAAGUUCCAAGGUGCUUUCAAAAAGGGCCUUUCCGACCCCGUGGAUCGACUGGAAUCCACCAUGUAUGAAUCAAAUGUGGUUCCAGGUCCAAAGAAAGCGCCCAUGGAUUCCCUUUUUGACUACGGCACCUACAGGAACACAAGUAACCAGAAACGACGCAGGAAGAAGCUGCCAAGAGGUAAACCAGAGACAUCCAACGAGGACGCUCCAAGCGAGGAGCUGCCAAAGGUCAUGAAAGUAUUCAACCGCUCUCUCCUCUUUGAAUGCGUGUCGCGCGGCGAUCCCGAUGCCUUGGAGGGCUUGUCGGAGUACUUGCAAAGCAACGAGAAGAGGCUGACGGACGAGGAGUUCAAAGAACCGUCCACUGGUAAGACAUGUCUUCCUAAAGCCCUGUUGAACCUCUACAGCGGGCACAACGACACCAUCCCGCUGCUGGUGGACAUCGCAGAGCAGACGGGAAGCCUGAGAGAGUUUGUUAACACGCCUUUCCGGGACGUCUACUACAGAGGCCAGACGGCGCUCCACAUCGCCAUCGAGCGUCGCUGUAAGCAGUACGUGGAACUUCUGGUGGAGAAAGGAGCCGAUGUUCACGCGCAGGCCAGGGGACGCUUCUUCCAGCCAAGGGACGAGGGCGGCUACUUCUACUUCGGCGAGUUGCCUCUCUCCCUGGCCGCAUGCACCAACCAACCUAACAUCGUGCACUACCUGACCGAGAAUCCCCACAAGAAGGUCGACCUGCGGCGCCAAGAUUCCCGCGGCAACACCGUCCUGCACGCCCUGGUGCACAUUGCCGACAACACCAAGGACAACACCCGUUUCCUCACAAAGAUGUAUGACCUGCUACUGAUCAAGAGCGCCAAACUGUACCCAGACUGCAGCCUGGAGAGCGUGCUCAAUAAUGACGGCAUGUCACCGCUCAUGAUGGCGGCCAAACUGGGCAAGAUCGGGGUUUUCCAACACAUCAUUCGACGUGAGAUCAAAGAUGAGGACGUCCGUCAUCUGUCGCGCAAGUUUAAGGACUGGGCUUACGGGCCAGUGUACUCCUCCCUAUAUGAUCUGUCGUCAUUGGACAACUGUGGAGGUGAACCAUCCGUGCUGGAGAUCCUCGUCUAUAACAGUCACAGUGAGAUCCGUCAUGAGAUGCUGGCGGUGGAGCCCAUCAACGAACUGCUGCGGGCCAAGUGGCAGAAGUUUGCCGCGGUGACCUUUUACAUCAACGUGGUUUCCUACCUCUUCAACAUGAUCGUCUUCACCCUGGUGGCUUAUUACCACCCGACGCAGGGAACGCCCCCGUACCCUUACGCAACAUCCAGCGACUACCUCCGGAUGGCAGGGGAGGUCAUCACGUUAGUAUCCGGAAUCUUCUUCCUCCUGACCAACAUUAAGGACCUCUUCUUGAAGAAGUGCCCUGGGGUGAAGUCGCUACUUAUCGAUGGAUCCUUCCAACUGCUGUAUUUCAUUUACUCGAUACUGAUCAUAGUCACAGCUGCGCUCUACCUGUCUGGCAUUGAGGCUUAUGUGUCCGUGAUGGUCUUUGCGCUUGUCCUGGGCUGGAUGAACACACUUUACUUCACCAGAGGCCUCAAGCUCACUGGCACCUACAGCAUCAUGAUACAGAAGAUCCUCUUCAAAGACCUGUUCAGGUUUCUGCUGGUGUACGUACUCUUCAUGAUCGGCUACGCAUCAGCCCUGGUAUCGCUCCUGACCGCGUGCCCCCCCCCGGGCGCGGACUGCGACGGAGGCUGCCCGACGUACCCCAAGUGCAGGGACCCCGACACCUUCAGCACCUUCUUGCUGGACCUCUUUAAGCUGACCAUUGGGAUGGGAGAGCUGGACAUGAUCCACAGCGCUCAAUACCCGGCGGUUUUCCUCAUCCUGCUAGUGACGUACAUCAUCCUGACCUUUGUGCUGCUGCUCAACAUGUUGAUCGCCUUGAUGGGGGAGACGGUGGGCCAGGUGUCGAAGGAGAGCAAAAAGAUCUGGAAGCUGCAGUGGGCAACGACCAUCUUGGACAUCGAACGCUCGUUCCCGGUUUGCAUUCGCAAGUCAUUUCGAGUGGGCGAGAUGGUCACAGUGGGGAAGAACUGGGAUGGAACGCCUGACCGACGAUGGUGCUUCAGACCGCUGGUCCGCCGUGGUCCCACGGGUGGUGGAGUUAAGUCGGGGUCCGCGGCCUCGCGAUCUAGUGAUCGAGAUGGAGCCCCUGACGCCCCGGCGCUGACGGCAGACGGCAGAGGCUCGAGUGCAGGAGGAGCUCGCCCGCGCUGUGAGGUCGCAUGUGAGGUCGCGGGUGUUUCGCGGGGACCUCGUGCUCAAUAUUAUUGCCGGACAGCCAAUGGGAUUAUAAGGAGCCCUCAUAAACCGGACGCCGGAUGCGCAACAUGUCCGAUAAUCUACUCAUCAAAGCAAGGAUAUGUCAUAAACAUUUGACUGCAUUUGACUCGGGGAUUUGAGACAGUCGCAGUCGUGACUUGCGCUUACACAAUCAUAAUUGCUGUACAGUGCCAAUGUUGAGAAAUAAACAACCUCAGCGGGAAGAAAAUACAGCAAUAAAUAUUGCUACACAUCCUAUUUUAGUGACCAGUGAGUGUCUAUGUGCUGGUUGUCGUAUAUUUCGAUACGGCAGAUGCAAUUCAAUUGUUUGAGUUGUUUGGGCUGCCGGCUCAGGCAGGCGGCUUAUAUUGAAACAAAACAAUGCACUGUGCUCUUUCCUAAUAUGGGUCUCAUUGUCGCAAAACAAAGACAUUGUUCUGCAAAACCAAAAUGGGCCUGACGAGCAAGGUUACAGUUGUCAAGCAAGCAAUUAGCGUUCCGUCUUUUGAAUUUGCAGAGUUAUUGUUCCUCGCAGCUGCGGGAUAUUUGCAUCAUCGAUGCGGAGGCCUUGCCUCUGUUUGCUUGAGUAUUUAUCGAGGCGUUUGGCUCCUUGCCCCGCACAACAUCCUGUUUUUGGGCUUCCUGUUUUUUUUUAUAUAUGUGCUGCAUAAACAUUACAUGCCCAUAUUUGAGUUUGAGCUAUGUAUCGAGCGUUCAUUUUCAUUGAUGCUUGAUAUCCGAAGGUCACGGGUCACAUUUCACUAUGUUUACAUACGUGCUACAUCUAUAAUUUUUUUGUACAGUUGAUAAUUGCUUCCAAAGAACAAUAAACAGAACAUUU
This is a messenger RNA of Phyllopteryx taeniolatus (common seadragon), 3642 nucleotides long. It is a transcript of the gene trpv4, whose product is annotated as transient receptor potential cation channel, subfamily V, member 4. Gene Ontology annotation, biological process: actin filament organization; calcium ion import across plasma membrane; osmosensory signaling pathway. Gene Ontology annotation, molecular function: protein binding; calcium channel activity. The record is from RefSeq and is a predicted model, not a curated record. The transcript is spliced from 16 exons. The coding region runs from base 225 to 2918 and encodes 897 amino acids. Gene Ontology annotation, cellular component: membrane; cilium. NCBI's taxonomy places the organism in Eukaryota, Metazoa, Chordata, Actinopteri, Syngnathiformes, Syngnathidae.